Messenger RNA from Brassica napus (rape), 4676 nucleotides. RefSeq lists its product as uncharacterized. Bases 2904 to 3611 code for a protein of 235 amino acids. The transcript has 2 exons. The record is from RefSeq and is a predicted model, not a curated record. Lineage: Eukaryota; Viridiplantae; Streptophyta; Magnoliopsida; Brassicales; Brassicaceae.
GGACACCAAAGCGUGGAUAGUAGAGUUAUAUACUAGUUGUGGACAUGGACAUCUUAAUACGAAAGUCGUUGUCUGAUACCUUUAAGAGCUUAUUCUUCGCCAUAGUCUUUGGCAAGGAAAAACCCACAUAACCACGUUUCCACCGUUACUCCCACCGUCACCGGCACCGCCGAGGCCACCACCACGAUCAAGCUGUUCCAAGUCGCUAAAAAUCUCAUUUUUGGAUGCUGAAGAUUUACCAUGUGACCACAUCCAAUCCAACGCAACUAGCUAGCUCUUGAUCUCUGAUAAGACAACUCUGAUCGAGCUCCAAUGGAUAAGACGUCUCUGAUCGAGCUCCAAUGGAUAAGACAUCUCUGAUCGAGAUGUCUUAUCGAAGAUCGGGAGCUACUGCGUUGUAUUGGAAGUGGUCACGAGGAAGUCUCCAGCAGAUCGAUGUACAUCAUAUCAAAAGAUGAGACCUUUAACGAGUUAGAACCAAAACUCGAUCGUGGUGAUGGUAUCGGAGGUGCCGGUGACGGUGGGAGUAACGGUGGAAACAUGGUUAUCUGGGUUUCUUCUUACCGAAGACUAUAGGGAAGAACAAGCUCUUAAAAGUAUAAGCCAAUGACCUCUGUGUUAAGGUGUCCACGUCCACAACUAGUGUAUGACUCUACUAUCCACGCUUUGGAAUCUACGUCUACAAUUAAUUUUGUUUACAAGUUAACAUACAUAUAUGAAAAUGAAUCUUAAAAGAUAGAGAAUUUUUUAUAUAAUUUGUUAUGAUAAUUAUUUUUAUUUAAUAUAUUUUAAAUUUUAAGAUAAAAGCAAAUGAAAUCAUGAAGUACAAUAAAAAAUAAAAAAAACUAACUUUCUCAUUCCCUUAAGGGUAUAGUUGUCCAAAAAUUGAAUGGACCCCACAAAAAAAUGUGUCACAAGUGGAAAGUGUCUAUUAGUGUAAGAGAAACUCAGAAUGUGUCCUAAAUAGUAAUCAACUUAAGUUUUCAGCCGUAACAUCAAUUUCAUAGUAAUCAGUCAAUAUUCGGUAGCAUGUAAAUGUGAUAAUCGAUCAUUGACUCCGACAAGAAAAAUAAACGAAACAACUCGACUACGUGAAUGUUAGAUGUUGAGAAACGGAUGACAUAACUAAAAGAAACAAGAACAGAUUAUCAUCUAAACGAGUUUCGACGUUCCUCAUACAAGUAUAACAUUCUUUGGCUUAGCUCUUUGUAUGUCAAUUCGUGAUUAUUUAUGUUUCCCAUUUGAAGAUGCAAACUGUAGAAGAACCUUUCUCCAUGAGACCUUGAAGAGGAAACAUCAACAAGAACAAACCCAUCUUCUUGCGAACCUGAGCAAACAUAAACCGGAGGACAUAUCAUAGAAGCACCACGAACUGUCAAGUGAUGCAGACACAAAGUAUUUAUUCGUUGAAUAGACAGUGACAGCUCGCACCUGAGAACACAUCAUUGUUUUUACGUUAUAACAGAACAAAUGCAGUACAACAGGUAAAAUUGUAUGCGACUGUUGCCUAAGUUCUUAAAUUUCAUCCUUACCUUUGCAGAGUGAUCUUUCAAUAUAUGUCCACAUGCAUAGUUCCCAUCCUCAUAAUUCCCCCAGAUACGAACUAUCUGGAGAGUGUCAAAACACAAACAGUGAUUCAUAUGAUCAUGAUCAAAUUUAACAUAGAGAGACCGCGAACCAUCAAUGAUACGAAAAACAAAGUUAUGUAUGAAAUGCAUCAAGCUAGGUAUUAAAUAAAGAUAACAUCAGGAUCACUUUAUAUCAGUUUUCAAAGAUGAUGACUUUACAUGAACUAGAUUUCACAGUAGCUGCGUGAGCAGUAACUAAAAAGAUUCUAGACUUUAUAUAAACAAGUUCAUUAUCUCUAUAGUAGGAAUUAGAAUCUACAAAAUUUCACAAUCAAUAAAACAAUAAUCAAACAAUCUGUCAUAACCAAAAUUAACUACGGAAAAAAAACAGUAUAUUGAUUUCAAAGUGGAAGGAAUGUUAAAAUUGGGAUUUAGGAUUUUCGAAACUAAACACUCAAUCAAACAAUAUAUGUUAGAAAUGUGUAAUAAAAACUUGGAAUUGGAUAGAUUUAGCAGAUACAGUUUCAAUUUCUUUGAUUUAAAAAGGAAGACAAAUCGGACCUAGAGUUGGAUCCUAAAACCCACACUAAGUAUUUGGUAGUGUUUGAAUGUAAAAACUAAGAAAGAAAAAGGAUGUGGACAACCAUAUUCUUAGAACACAACGAUAUAAUCAGAUUCAGAUUGGCGAUAAUGGAUUUUUAUUGAUUAAGAAUAGUUAAAUACAAUAAUAGGAAUGAGAUCGAAAUACAACUGAGAUCGACUACAAAAUAGAACGCUAAGAGCUUUAAGGUCGAGGUCGUUGUGCAUGGUUAAGUAUCUCUAUGGGUUUGGGUUCACUUACGUGUCUACUUUGAUCCUUCCCCCUUUUAUAGUUGUGUCGUCUUCAGAUCUUCUCAACGAUCUCCAAGAUCUUCGGGAUUUCGGCCUCGUCCUGUUUGAACUCGUCUUCAUCUUAGUAUUGGGCCGGAACUCCUGUUUUACAUUUGAGCCUGCUUUUAUAUCGGCCCAGCUGCCCAAAAAUUGUCCCCAGCUUUGUUUCUUUAGUCGGGGAAAGAAACAAAGGUGGUGAAUUCGGUUUCGAUUUCGAUAAGGUUGGAUUAAAUGUAAUCCUUUUAACAUUGCUUCGCGUGCGUUCGACUUCUAAGCCCAACAGUUAUAUAUGUUCCUCGGGGCUAGGGCGAAUCCUAGCUAAUCAUUGUCUUCUUAAAGCCGUUAGGGUUCUUCAUUAAAUAUCCGGGGAGAUUUCCUCUUCUUCUCACUUCAUACCUACUCUCUCCAUCUCUAUCUUUUCGCGAUACUCGAUUCUUUGAUCGACAUAUACAAAUUCUUUUUCAGAUGGCCGGGUCAUUUUCUUUCCCUCUCCGGAUUACUAAGAAUCAUCAUCUCGAGAAUUUGUACAAGAUGCAUGGCAUUGACCGUGCCAUUGAACUUGGUCUUGCUUCCACUUUUGAGACUCCCGAUAAAAGUACUGCAGGCCUUAUCUCUUUCUUUAAAGAUUGUGGCCUUACUUUCCCGAUCCCGGAGCCCGUUCUAAGUCGUCAUCUGGCUUUGGAAUAUGAUGCGACUCCUUCUGCGCGCCCAUCAUCUUCGGGCAGGCUGGAUAGACGGAUGUCGAGGACGUCGUCGUUUCAAAUUUCCCGGUUGACUCAAGGGAGUGGCACUGUGGAGAACUCUCCUUUGGUCCCGAUUCCGGAUUCCGAGGAAAAAGGGAUUUCUGCUGCGAAGAACUCUCAUGUUUCUUUGAGCUCCGGCUCACAGGAUGACUUCGUCGCUCCCAGACGUAAGCGACACCGAUCAACCAAGGCAGUUACAUCGAAGCCAUCUCAGGUCGAGGUCGGGACCCGUGGAUUGAACAGAUGGAAGUUUGCUCAUGAGGGCGAUGGUCCUCUGUCCAUAACCCGAGAUUAUCUUGUUCGCCUUGUUCGUUGCACAAGACCUCAGGGUUUCCGCCCUCUGUCUCUUGCUGUCUCUGAGGAGAAAAAGGUUUAUGCCAAAUUGGCUACCGCGAAUUCUAAGGUCAUGGAGGCUUUGCAACGUAGGUGACGGAAGACCGUGUGCGACUCCUCCAAGAUGAGAAGGAGAUGGGAAGCGAGAGAGCCAAGAUCCAGGAGCUCGCGCGCGGGAGGAAAAUAGGUCGAAGACCGGAGACCUGUGGGGCUUAAAAGAUGAAUGGAAGAGAGCCUGGUUCGAAAAAGGGGUCUUUGAGACUGAAGUUUCUUCUCUAAAGACCAAGGUUGCGGAGCUUGAGGCCCAUCGGGAUCGAGAUAUUCGUCCAGAUUCUCGUAUCGCUCGCCGUGAGGUCGCUGACAGCUAUAGAGAGGAAGGACAGAUGGGUGAACAAGAAGAAGGAAGUUGACGUGGAAAUCCAGCUUCACGAAGUGGUUGCAAACAUCGAUCUGCUGGGUGAGAUUAAAGAUGGAGGAAUGGACGCGGAAGAGGAGCUGUUUCGUUUGAAGGGAAUGGAGAAAUAUUGCAAGGCUGUCGUCGAGUUGGCCGCUGUCCUGGACUGGUCUAUUUCCUACCUCGAUCUCCCUUUUCAGAGGAAUCCGUAGCUGAUGAUCAAGUUGAACCGUUGAUUGCUAGAGAAGAAGCCAGUUCUUGUUAGCCUCUUUUUUUUUUUUUAAAUUGUAUGUGGCUUGUUCUUUUUUUGCGGCUUUGCAGGUUCUCUGGGAUCUUGCUUGUUUGCAUAUCUUCUUUGAAUUUCUUUUAAAUGGAUAAUUGCGGAUUUUUUAAUAUCUUCCUUAGUCUAUAAUAAGUUCGAUUGAAUUUGAGAUCCUAUAUUAUUUUAUUUUAGUGAGUAAAUAUUAAUUUAAAAUUACUUUUACAUAUAAAUGUUAUUUCCUUAAUGUAAAAUAAUAAUUUAGUAUUUUUGUUUUUUUUGUUUUAUAUAAAAAUAAUAACAUGCAAUAUCAUUACUCUACCUAUAUAAUAAAAUUAUAGUUGCGUAGAAAUAAUCAUACGAUUAUUUGAGAAAUGAUUUUUUGCAUUCGAGUUCUCACGUUAAAAGUUAGACUGGUUAAUAUUGUUUAUACCCUUAAUGAAUUAAGUAUAUAAAUUAGUUACAAACAUAAUCAAAUUUAAAUUAUUUUAAUUAGAUAAGUGAAUAGA